AUGCGGAGACUGAGACGCUGCAGAGACUCCAGCGCUGAGAUGCUGUUCGUGGUAUUUCCUGUUCUGAUGGCGGCGGCGGCGGCGGCGGCGGCGUGCGGAAAGUCGGAGUGUGACUUCCCGCCUGCUCCACUGUAUUAUGGAAUUUUGGGAAAACCGGUCUUCCUGCACAUCCCGAUUCCCUCAAACACACACCGCUUCUGUCUGAAAAAGGACAAUAAUGUUAUACUACAAGGUAGAAGAGAAGAUCGUUCACUCUGUAACGUUCAUCAAAAUGGCGUCGAGUUGUUCAGCAGUGGAUCAGUGAAGAUCAGCCGCUGUGUGAAAAGCCACUCGGGAGAAUAUCACUGGGAAACGUUCGACUCUGACGGAAGAGUGCAGUGUGACGUCACCUUCACGCUCCACGUUCACCAUCACUCUCUCUGUCAGCCAUCUGCUGAACCUCCACCUUCUUCCAACGACGCGAAUAAAACCAGCGAGUCGUUAUUAACGCAGGACUCUUCCUCCACAAACACAACAGUGAGAGAGCAGAUCUGUGUGAACAGUAAAGUUUUCCUGUUGCUGUGUGGCGUGAUGGCGGUGUUUCUCACACUCAUCACUGCACUGUGCUGCCUCGCCGUGAUGCUGAAGAGGACAUCGUCACCUGCGUGUGACACUUCACCUGACUUCGUUCCCAGCGUCGAUGUCUUAUACGCAGAGGUGGACGUGAGCAGGAAAGGAAAGAGAAACGGGAAAGAAGGUGAAACUGUGGACAGUGACACAGCCAUUUACUCCGAGGUGGCACAGGAAAUGAAACAAGAGACAGGAAAUCAAACGUUCACCACAUACGGACUGAAUUAAAUGAGCAGUCCGAUUCAGCUCAGGGAUGCUUCUGACCUGUCUGUGUUGCUAAGCAGUACCCAAAGGGGUGCCAAAACUUUUUAACAUGCUUUAUAUUUACUCAUUUUUGCAUUUUUCAAUCUGAUAAAUACAUUCAGCAAAUAAAUAAUAAUACAUGAGCAGAAAUACAUCAAAAGUGAUGCGUGAGUUCCCUUCUGUGGGUGUCAAAGGGUGCCAAAACUUUUACACACAACACUGUAUAAUAUUUACCUGCUCCAGUCUUCUUUACCUGCUGAAUAAUUAAUAAUCAGCUCCAUCUGCACACCUGGAACUGUACCUGUACCUGUACCUGUACCUGUACCUGUAACCCUGACUCUGCAGCUCCACCAGCAGGAGGCGACACUGCGCUGUUUCUAACAGACACUCACUUCAGAUACACAACUACACUGUGACUCUCACAGGGUUCAA
This is a messenger RNA of Pangasianodon hypophthalmus (striped catfish), 1284 nucleotides long. RefSeq lists its product as uncharacterized. The record is from RefSeq and is a predicted model, not a curated record. Bases 1 to 837 code for a protein of 278 amino acids. NCBI's taxonomy places the organism in Eukaryota, Metazoa, Chordata, Actinopteri, Siluriformes, Pangasiidae. The transcript has 6 exons.